This is a messenger RNA of Nelumbo nucifera (sacred lotus), 2794 nucleotides long. RefSeq names its product FT-interacting protein 1-like. Lineage: Eukaryota; Viridiplantae; Streptophyta; Magnoliopsida; Proteales; Nelumbonaceae. The record is from RefSeq and is a predicted model, not a curated record.
GCUGCUGUCGACACUUUCUGGCUCAACUGCAGUGGCUGAUUAAUACUGCUGACACUGCUGGUGCAGACGAAGACUGCCGGAGGUAGAGAUUUAAUCAUGCACCAGAUCAACCCACAAGCCCAUCCUAACAAACCUGCAGACGACUACAACUUGAAGGACACAAGCCCCCGCCUUGGAGAGCGAUGGCCAAACGGAGGGGUACGAGGUGGCGGAGGGUGGAUGAGCGGAGGAGACAAGUUCACCAGCACUUACGACCUCGUCGAACAAAUGUCCUACCUGUAUGUUCGAGUGGUAAAAUCCAAAGACUUACCCACCAACUCCAUCACUGGAAGCUGUGACCCAUAUGCAGAAGUGAAGCUGGGGAAUUACAAAGGAACGACGAGGCAUUUCGAGAAGAAAACCAACCCUGAGUGGGACCAGGUCUUCGCAUUUUCAAAGGAGAGAAUACAGUCAUCAGCGCUGGAAGUCUUCGUCAAGGACAAAGAGAUGGUAGGAAGAGAUGACUAUCUCGGGAAGGUGGUGUUCGACCUGAAUGAGGUGCCGACGAGGGUGCCGCCUGACAGCCCUCUGGCACCUCAGUGGUACAGAUUGGAGGACCGUCGGGGGGAGGGGAAGGUGAAAGGUGAGAUCAUGCUUGCGGUCUGGAUGGGAACACAGGCGGAUGAAGCCUUCCCAGAGGCCUGGCACUCAGAUGCUGCCACCAUUCAUGGAGAGGGUGUGUUCAACAUCCGAUCAAAGGUCUAUGUCUCACCCAAACUGUGGUACCUGAGGGUGAACGUGAUUGAAGCGCAGGAUGUACAGCCCAACGACAGAAGCCGGGUGCCGGAGUCCUUUGUGACGGCACAAGUCGGCAGUCAGGUGCUGAAAACCAAGAUAUGCCCGACUCGUACCACAAACCCACUCUGGAACGAAGAUCUGGUCUUUGUAGUGGCCGAGCCUUUUGAAGAACAGCUGCUGCUGACGAUCGAGGACCGGGUGCACCCAUCAAAAGAUGAUGUGCUUGGGAAGAUUACUCUGCCACUCAACAUCUUUGAGAAACGCCUGGACCACCGCCCAGUUCAUUCUCGUUGGUUCAACCUCGAGAAAUUUGGGUUCGGAGUGUUGGAAGGAGACAGGAGAAAGGAGCUCAAAUUCUCCAGCAGGAUUCACCUCAGAGUGUGUCUGGAGGGUGGUUAUCAUGUACUUGAUGAAUCAACCAUGUACACAAGCGACCAACGCCCGACUGCAAGGCAGCUCUGGAAGCAGCCGAUCGGCAUACUGGAGGUAGGAAUCCUGAGUGCACAAGGACUGCUACCCAUGAAGAUGAAAGAUAGCCGAGGCGCCACGGAUGCAUACUGUGUCGCCAAGUAUGGACAGAAGUGGGUACGAACCAGAACGAUAAUCGACAGCUUCAGUCCCAUAUGGAAUGAGCAAUAUAAAUGGGAGGUCUAUGAUCCUUGCACCGUGAUCACGCUCGGAGUUUUCGACAACUGCCACCUGGGGGGCGGCGAGAAACCAGCAGCUGGCGGUGGCCCUGCGAGAGACUCACGAAUUGGAAAGGUAAGAAUUCGGCUGUCAACCCUUGAAGCAGAUAGGAUCUACACCCACUCUUACCCACUUCUUGUUCUACACCCAUCUGGGGUGAAGAAAAUGGGGGAGCUCCAGUUAGCAGUUCGAUUCACUUGUCUCUCAUUGGUUAACAUGAUAUACCUCUACGGUCAUCCUCUGUUGCCAAAGAUGCAUUAUUUGCAUCCUUUCACAGUGAACCAAGUAGACAGUCUUAGAUACCAGGCAAUGAACAUAGUGGCGGUGCGGCUGGGACGGGCGGAGCCACCACUCAGGAAGGAGGUUGUGGAGUAUAUGUUGGAUGUGGACUCCCACGUGUGGAGCAUGAGAAGAAGCAAAGCUAACUUCUUCAGGAUCAUGUCACUGCUGUCUGGUACAAUCUCUGUGAGCAGAUGGUUUGAUGAUGUCUGUCACUGGAAAAAUCCCAUCACAUCAGUCCUGGUUCAUGUGCUGUUCCUGAUACUGAUAUGGUACCCAGAGCUCAUACUUCCAACCAUCUUCCUCUACAUGUUCCUCAUCGGGAUAUGGAACUACAGAUUCCGCCCCAGGCACCCACCUCACAUGGACACCAGACUUUCAUGGGCGGAGGCAGUCCACCCAGAUGAGCUAGACGAGGAGUUCGACACAUUCCCGACGUCUAAGCCUCAUGACAUAGUCCGAAUGAGGUAUGACAGGCUCAGAAGUGUAGCAGGAAGGAUUCAGACAGUGGUGGGAGACAUGGCUACACAGGGGGAGAGACUCCAGUCUCUGCUCAGCUGGAGAGACCCAAGGGCGUCCAGCCUGUUCAUAGUCUUCUGUCUCUGUGCUGCAGUUGUGCUGUACGUUACCCCAUUCAGAGUGGUGGCGUUGAUCCUCGGCCUAUAUAUGCUUCGCCAUCCCAGAUUUCGCAGCAAGCUGCCUGCUGUACCAAGCAAUUUCUUCAAGAGAUUGCCAGCUCGAAUGGACAGCAUGAUCUGAGUCCUGAUGAAGUGAUGAGAAGAGAAAUGCAAACAAUAAUAUAUUUAUAUACCCAAUAUUAUAUUGCUGCUGCUACUGAAAGAGGUCUGCUUAGAAGUUUCAUAGUUCUAGUGAUCAAAAUGUUCCUUGUUUGAGAAAAUUUCAAAAUGUUUUCUGGGUUUCUAUUUGUUUAUUGUUGUCUCUCUCCCUGAAGAGAGAUGUUUGUAUAAUACAACAAGGCAAGCAUAUUUGCCUUCAAGGCUGCUGAUGCUGGUUUCUGUAAUGAUAAGUUCCAUUAAGUUCUGUCUAUUCA